AUGGCAGCUGUGAAUGUGGGUGCGCUCAAGAAAAUGUUACCCAAGAGGUACAAGCACAGGGACUUGAUUGCGCAUGAAAUCUCCAAUGUGAUCUCCGAGUACAAGCACCUUAACCCUGCAGUGCAGCCGUACGUGUUCAAUGACGGUACUACUAAACAGGUAAUAAGUCUAUCAGGAGCGGUUCCGGUGUUCUUCCUAGGAAAGGAAUUCAAUAUUCCUGUGUGUUUGUGGCUCUUGGACAGCUAUCCCAAAAACCCACCGAUUUGUUUUGUGAAGCCCACCAGUGAAAUGAUGAUCUUGAUAGGCCAGUACAUUGACGCCAAUGGUGAGAUCUUCCUCCCCUACCUGAAGGAAUGGAGCUAUCCCCAGUCCGACUUGUAUGGACUGAUCCAGGUGAUGACAGUGGUGUUUGGCGAGGAGCCCCCAGUAUGUGUUUGCCCCCCAACACAGACUGCCCCUACUGCCGCACCAUUGAACCAGGAGUCUCAGCGAUGUCCACACCCAGAGUCUUGGAGACUGACAGAAGUUAACUCAUCCCUUGAUGAGGACCCAUACUUCACUUUGAAAGCAGGGGAUGAGCAGCCAUUUUCCUCACAGAAUGAAUCCCAUUGUUAGCUGCUGUUCCUACCAGAAUAACUUCCUUCAUUGCUGAGGACCCAUAAGACAAGU
Molecule: messenger RNA, 669 nt
Organism: Megalops cyprinoides (Indo-Pacific tarpon)
Lineage: Eukaryota; Metazoa; Chordata; Actinopteri; Elopiformes; Megalopidae
Exons: 6
Coding region: 1-615 (204 amino acids)
Biological process (GO): protein modification process; endosome to lysosome transport; protein transport
Cellular component (GO): ESCRT I complex
Molecular function (GO): ubiquitin binding
Source: RefSeq, a predicted model, not a curated record